Dalotia coriaria is the source of this 870-nucleotide messenger RNA. RefSeq names its product protein rolling stone-like. The transcript has a single exon. Bases 1 to 870 code for a protein of 289 amino acids. NCBI's taxonomy places the organism in Eukaryota, Metazoa, Arthropoda, Insecta, Coleoptera, Staphylinidae. Gene Ontology annotation, cellular component: membrane. The record is from RefSeq and is a predicted model, not a curated record.
AUGUGUAUGAUAAAACUCUCCGAUAUCUGCAAAUACGCCAAAGAAAUCCGCUGGUCCCGCUUCAAAAUCUCCUACGACUUCCCCGAAGAUUUCUACCUCCAAAAAUGGCAAACCACCAAACAAAUCGAUGGGCAUUACGUCGCAUUCCGCCUGCUAUUCCUGCUCUCAGUCUCCUCCCAAAUCCACCUCCUAACAAGAUUCACCGCCCAAAACGCCCACCUCCCUUUCAUCUACUUCACGCAUUGGACUUUUGUAUCAAUGGGCAUCUACGGCCUAGCCCACUUUAUCCUAGUAAUAUGUGGUUACACCCAUCAACAAACUGAGUGCUACCAAGAUGGCGGCGCCAGUGUUCCAUCUUUCAGCAUCUUGGAACUAAGACUUUUCAAUGAAAUCACAUUAAUCUUGGCGAACAUUGCGCAUAAUUGCGCGAUUUGUGUUUCCGUGUGUUUCUGGUCAGCUUUUUGGACACAAGAGGAAAGUGAUUUGACAUGGGGGUGUAAAAUGUAUCAUGUGUGGUUGGCGGUGAUUAUCAUUUGGAAUUAUGUGUUGAUAUCGAUUAAUUUCAAGAUUGAAUAUGCGUAUUUACCUUUUGGUUUUGGAGUGAUUUAUGCGCUGUUUUCCGGGGUGUUUUAUUUGAAAGGUGGCGUGGAUCAUAAGGGUAGGCAUUAUAUUUAUAAAUUGGUGGAUUGGGGACGUGCGCCGAAGAUUGCUAUAUCUGUGGUGAUUUCUUCGUUGAUUAUUGCUGUAUUGGUGCAGGUUGUGUUGUUUUAUUUGGAUAAAGGAAAGAGGAAUAUUUAUAAGAAGUAUUUUGUGAAGGAUGAUGACGAAGGGGCUGAGAUGAUUGAUCCUACAAAGCGAGGAUUUGUGUAA